ACCACAUAUAGAGAGUUCGUAGUCCAUUUGCAGAUUUCAGUUGGCCACUAAAAACAGGACAGUGUUUUUGUUUUUGGCCCGAGUUGGCCGAAGAGGAAGUACACAAGUUAGACUGGAAGAAAACGGUUUCACAUCGCAACCACUCACUAUCAGCCACCCACUUUAGCACACCUGACGUCAAGGAAAUAUUCGCAGAGUGUUUGUCCCCGCUGCAAUUUCCGCGUCACAACGUUCACGCCACGCCUGCGCUGUGGCUGUCAGCUGAGAUCGGCAAGUCGCCCUCGUUUUGGUUGUGUAAACAUCCACGGAGAGGUUCGUGCUUUGGGACAAAAUGGAAAGCCAGCGCUGAUAUAUUCUCCAGACCUGUAGCUUACAUUCAUCCCCGAUGGAAACAUGUAACGGAUGGUAGUUAGAUUAAAACUACCUACUGGGAAGUGAUUUUCUACUGUGUGCUUUCCAUAGAAGUCACAUCUCCGCUCAGCUUCCAUCGUUUUCUUCUCCCAAUUUGCGCCAAGUUCUCUUGCCAGACAAGGAGCCGCUUCUUCAGUAGAUGAGUAAGUGACUCACGACCAUUCCCGUUUCACAGCAAUCACUUUGGAGUCACUGAGGAAGCCCCACCCUAUGAACUGUAAGUGGUGACCCUUGGAACUUAUGGAACUUUGGGAACUUACUUGCAUAAGGCUUUUAUUCUAACUAGUUAUUGAGAAAAAAUUGUCCCGUUGGGACAAAUUGUCGACGACAACAAGUUUUGACUACAUUUCUGAUAUUCUACAAUGACUUUAAGCGCGACUUAUAAAGAAUGAGGUGCAUAAUCAGAAACCUCCCUACGUACAUUUAAACGUCUGACCUCUCGCUCAAGAAUUACACGAAAUUGUGAGCAUCAAAUCUGAAUCUGAAAAAUGAGUAAACCUGGAACGUUUAUCACGGUGGUGAGAAAGGCCUAUGCUACACCUGCUUUAAAGGGCUUCCAUUUGUAUUUUCGAGCUGAAGAGGUUCCUUUCUUGGGAUAUAAAGAGAAGGUCUCGAACAAGAUUUGACGUCUCGUUGGAAUUCGGGAUCCCUACAAUCGCUUACUUCUGGCUCUUGCUGUGGCAAGAUCUUCGAUCCGGUCCCCUCUGACAAUAAAGAAUCUGCCUAACAACCCCACUCCGCUCUUCUAGAAACCGGUGCCCCGCAGAAAGAACAUUAAUUGAAGCAAUAAUGAGGAGGUUUCGAUAUUAUUAAAUACAGCAAAUCAUCUGGUACAUCUGAUGCAGUCAUAAAUCCCGGGGGAUGGGCGGUGCUUUAAACCCAAAGACGCGGCAAGUCUAAUGACCCAGGCUCGUGCGAGACGCGCUAGGGACCUGACGGCGAUCUACAGUCGGUUGCGCAGAGCGUCUGUAUUCCACACACUGCACCGUUGGUUGCAGUACCACCGUGUUUUGGAGUGGAGCACUCCAGAAAAAUCACACCAAAACGUUAUGGAUUAAAUUGAUACAUGGGGGCGUUCGAUGUAUAAACGGCAGGCCAGUUACGAAGCCUUGGUUGAAGAAGGAGGGACAAGAUUGGAAACUCGCCCCUCGGUUCGGAAGAUUUAUGCCUGUUUGUAUCCGGGCAGUUAAUGAUUAAUGUCUUGCUAUCAACUUGGAAGGUUCCAUGAAGAGAUGUUUUUAGUCGGUGACUUGCUCAAAGUGGCACCAGAAUUGCACAUUUGCCGAUCAGUUCUGGAAUGUGGUCACACUUUAGACAGACUGACCACAUAUCUAGUGCACCCGGUUGAUUUGGCAGGUUGAAAGCAACAAUCACCCGUAUCAGUCGACAGAUUUUUUGAAAAAAAAUCUAUGAAGCUUCAGAUCUAAUAUGGAGUGCCCUUCGUGACAAAACUUGGUUCCGCCCGCUUCAACGCAAACUCAGGUAAACGUCGAACUUUAGUAAUGUACCAUGUAUGUUUCAUGUGACAAAAUGUAUACUCGCUCGAAUGGUAAAACACUUUUGCUAUAUUGAGAAGACUGCAGUUGAUCGUGUAGCGUUCGUUCAAUUGCGAUUUACUCGCUAAAAAGCGGCUUCUGCCUCAUACCCUGUAGGAGUGGCUUAUUGGCGGGGGCGGGAAAAUGGACGAAAACGUUUCUGCAGGGGGCUGGAUAGCCGUUGGGUUGUUAGUAUUUAUCGGCAUGAUCGCCAUCUUUGGUAACACACUCCUCAUCUACCUGGUAAUCGUUAAGAAGGAACUUCGAGAAAGUCUGAAUUAUUUUGUGUUGAGUCUAGCCGCUGUCGACCUGCUCACAGCAUUGAUGAUUAUGCCCCUCCAGAGCUACCACAGCGCGGUGGAUCUUUACACAGACGGCGCCCUGUGCGUCUGUAUUAAUAUCCUGGCCGUCAUGGCUGCCAUGACGUCCUUACUAAGUUUGGUCUGUGUGACUGUUGACCGCUACUUGGCUAUCAGCCGACCGCUGCGCUACGUCACGCUCGUCACCUCGCGUCGCGCUCUGUGCGUCCUCGCCUUCCUAUGGUUCUACUCGGUGGGCUUGGGUUUGCUGAUCUUGAUUCCAGACGAAGUGAACGUUGAGCCUCCCGUCGGCACGAGUAACAGCACUUCCUCCUGCAAUAUUGCGACGUUGAUUGGACUGCCCUACGGCUAUUUCCUGAUGUGCAACUUCUUCAUCCCCAUCCCAGCCAUGUUCAUUAUGUACGCGCACAUCUUUUUCAUCGCGCGUCGGCACGUCAGGGCCAUCCACGACGUGCGGCGAGUCAGUUGCGUAGACCCCGCUGUCCCUCAGCCCAGCCUCGUUAGGCAAAAUGUCCGAAUCGCUGCUGUCCUCUCCAUCAUUACGAUCUACUUUCUCGUGUCGUGGACGUCCACUAUCGUCAUCUUGGCGGUGAUACGGCACUUGCCCGCGUACGAGUUCGAACUGACCAUUGUAUACAAGAUUAUCUUUUACACCAACGCGGCGAUCAAUCCUUUCCUCUACAUGUUUCACCACAAGACGCUUCGGAAGUAUUUGGUUGAGACAGUCCGGCGGAAAUUGUCUCGAGUUCCCACGGCGAUGGUAGAGCCGUCUCCAGUGGUAUCCACCGUGUCGUUGGAAGUGCCUCGGCCGCGAGUUAACUCCUUGUUUGAGCCUACGUGUAGUCGCAGGCCGUCAUUUCGAUAGCCCCAACAUCCAUGUCAUUGACAGUUUUCACUGCUAUAUUGCCGAUUUAACUUACUCACCAAGUAUCCACCAAGUAUCAUCUUUUAGACAGGAUCCACUACCAACGGACGUUUAUUAUAUUCAUGCAACCUGGUGCACCAGCCAAUCAGAGCCGUUGGUCACCAAAGACAAAACGCCGUUUAUUGGUUAGCAGCUGUCAUGUGACUGCACGCGUUGAGUUGACGCUCACUGAUUCGUCACAAUCAGGAGGUCAAAAUGCUGAUGUCUUGCAUAUUUACUCACUGAACCUGUACAAAGAAGGUUGCUACUUUAGAUAGAAUUACCACCUCCACCUGAAAAAUAUUGAAGAUACAAACAUUUGACAAUAUAUCCAUAAACCGACAAAACCCUACCUUGUUAGAUUAACACCAUCCGGAAUUUCUGAAGAAUGAUCAUAGCUCCAUUCUGAAAUAAGAAAGACCAAAAGAAUUCAAUUUCCAGGCGGAUGAAUCAAGGGCAGUUCGAUAUCAUACCGCAGUACUUUCUGGUGGGGUUUAUUUUUAAUCGAAUUUCGAUCUCUUCAAUGAUUUGGAAGGCACGAUUUCCAAUGUUUUAUUUUGUCCCAAACAUUUUUUUGAAUGUUGUAUUUAUUUCAAGGAAUAUCCCGUCAAUAUUUCUCUAUCAUUUAUAAAAACUACGUUUCUGAUGGAUUGGUAUAACAUUAACUCGUUGAGAGUUAAUGCAUAUUUAUGGGGAAUAGUGACAGCCGGUUAUUUUAGGUAUCCUGCCGAGCAGAUCCAUCAGGUUUAGAUAGAUUGCUUGCUGAAAUUGUGGGAACGUGCAGAUGGCGUAAUCUGCCAUUGCAAAGGUUAAUGAUACCACAUUUGGUUAAAAUUGGCAGCGAUCUACGUGGAUGCUUUUCGUAUUGAUCCAAUAUUUCUAGCAACACAUGUAUAUGAGCUUUGCCGGGCCUUAAAAAUUUUCAUUAAGUCUGUAGAAAUAUUUUCAAGUGAAGAGGCAAAAUGAUAAAUUUGUGAUGUAUAACGGAAAAACAGGAAAAAUGGGCAUGUGUAUAAGAACCAGUGUGGUGUUUGAGUCCUUAACAAGUCCCUUCACAAGUCCAGUUAAAUGUUCUUUCGUAAGGCCAGUCAUAAGUAACAGGGUGAACAAUGACAAAAGAAUGCUUUUGUCACAGCUCAUUUGAAUAGCUUGUGAAUUGGCUCAAGACCGAAUGACUUGUGUGGGACUUAAGGGACAUGCAGGGACUUAUGAGGGACUCGAGUAGGCCUGUUGAUAAGGAGUUACAACCAACCCAUAUGGCGAAUAUCAGAAAUGACGUCAGUAUCACUUGUGCGUAAAGGUACCAGCAUAGGAUAAUAUUUAACCACAGUUGAAGGGGAUCCUAUUGGUCCAAGACACGCACGUGAUGCCGUGCUUGUGACUGCGCAGCACAACAAGCGCCUGAAGGAUUAAGAGGCAUUUACUUAAUGAUUGUUCGGCUUCACGCUCAAAAAAACUUGGAGACCUACUUUGAAGAUUGCAGAUCUGCGAAAUGGUUUCGUGAAAGUUUUCCCUAGCGAGAACAAAGGCAACACAAAAAUUGGUUGUCUACCGCCCUCUAACAUCUUGAAAUCCCCAUCUGAUGUGGUGGUUAUCAGAGGACCCCUUAAAGAUGCAAUUUCCAGUGGAAGUUUUCUUUAAAAAAAAUAAGCGUUUACUCUUGACACAAAUCUCUGCAGAGCGCCAAGGCUUUAACAUUUAUUAAUAAUUAUCAGAGGCAACGGUCCGUUUUCUUUUAUCUUACAGAUUCUUUACUUGCUUAUAUCUGGCACACAUUUUUAGUUGGUUACAAAAAAAUAUUUGUUGUCAAUAUUGUUUCUCUUAGGGGAUAUACAUAUUAGUUAAUUUCACAUCUACUUUAUAUUAUUGAAAAAAAUUGACGCACAUUCCUGCUCUCCCAAUCAGUUCGAAAUAAUCCAUUACUGUGAUCGGUCUAACUUCCUAACCGUUUUUAAACGUUACUGAGUUAUUGUACAGUUAUAGUUUGCUUGAGUGUAAAAUAGCAGAUGGUAUAUUU
Messenger RNA from Acanthaster planci (crown-of-thorns starfish), 5187 nucleotides. Its product is annotated as adenosine receptor A2a-like. The record is from RefSeq and is a predicted model, not a curated record. Gene Ontology annotation, biological process: G protein-coupled receptor signaling pathway. Gene Ontology annotation, cellular component: membrane. Lineage: Eukaryota; Metazoa; Echinodermata; Asteroidea; Valvatida; Acanthasteridae. Gene Ontology annotation, molecular function: G protein-coupled receptor activity.